Messenger RNA from Nicotiana attenuata, 1773 nucleotides. Its product is annotated as probable arabinosyltransferase ARAD1. The transcript has 4 exons. Bases 231 to 1544 code for a protein of 437 amino acids. Lineage: Eukaryota; Viridiplantae; Streptophyta; Magnoliopsida; Solanales; Solanaceae. The record is from RefSeq and is a predicted model, not a curated record. Gene Ontology annotation, molecular function: glycosyltransferase activity.
CCAUUUUGUUUUCAGUGCUAUAAUAAUACCCUCAACAGAUUAGAAACCACAGCUCAUACUUUCCCAUAUCCCAAAAGACCAACACAGAGAAUCUAAAACCCAAAAAAUGUACAGAAGGUGAAUAUUUCAUUCCUUACGAUCCAAUCCACCUCUUAUUCCCCCUUUCCUCUUCGAAUAUUUCAUGCAUUUCCAUGCUCCAAAUUCUUCAGUAAACUUCAAAUUACACAAAAAUGAAAGUGAAAGAUACAAUGAGUAAGAGCUUACUCAUUUUGGCAGUGUUCAUUUUGUUUCUCGUUGCUUCUUUGUUCUAUACUGGAAAAAUCGAUUACAGAUCAAGCUUUUCGCUAUUCGAUUCCUUACCCGGUAAAGCGAAGCCCUGUUUCACUGGAUCGGAGCCUCUCAAGGUAUACAUGUACGAUCUAGAGAUGAAAUACAAUGUGGGUUUGUUGAAGGGCUCGCAUUAUAAUGCGGCUCCUGUGACGAUCGAGACAUUGCCUAAGUGGCCCAAAUCCACGGGUUUGAGGAAACAGCAUAGUGUGGAGUAUUGGAUGUUGGCUUCAUUGCUCUAUGCAGGUGAUGAUGAAAAUGGAAAUGGGCCCACCCGAGAGGCUGUUAGGGUUUUGGAUCCGGAUUCCGCUGAUGUGUUUUUCGUGCCUUUUUUCUCUUCCUUGAGUUAUAAUACUUUCUAUAGACAUGGCAAUGAUUCAGAGGUCAAAUUUGAUGAUCAAUUGCAGGUUGAAAUUGUUGACUUCUUACAAAAAUCUGAACAUUGGAAGAGGUCUUCUGGCCGGGAUCAUGUGAUACCAAUGCAUCAUCCAAAUGCUUUCAAACGUUAUCGGGAGAAGGUGAAUGCUGCUAUCUUCGUUGUCGCAGAUUUUGGUCGCCCUCGUCCAACUGUGUCUAAUUUGAGGAAAGAUGUAGUGGCCCCAUAUGCACAUGUAAUUGAAACUUUUGUAGCUGAUGACAUUUCAGACCCAUAUGAGUCUCGUACAAUGCUUCUUUUCUUCCGGGGGAGGACAGACAGGAAAGAUGAAGGAAAAGACCGUCAGCAAUUGAAAGACAUGUUAAGUGGUCAAAAAGAUGUUGUCUUCGAAGCAACAGGAAUCUCAGGGGAAGGUGUAAAUGCAUCAACAAAUGGGAUGCGUUCUUCGAAGUUUUGUCUAAACCCAGCAGGUGACACACCCUCAUCUUGCCGCCUGUUUGAUGCUAUAGUUAGCCAUUGUGUUCCUGUAAUUGUAAGUGAUAAAAUUGAGCUACCUUUUGAGGAUGAACUAGACUACACCAAGUUUUCAAUAUUCUUCUCACGUCAGGAGGCAAAGAAAGAAGGAUACAUGCUUGAUCAACUCAGGAGCGUUUCAAGAGCUAGAUGGCUUGAAAUGUGGAGCUAUCUUAAGAACAUUACCCAUCACUUUGAGUACCAGUACCCUCCAAAGAAGGGUGAUGCUGUAAACAUGAUAUGGAGGCAGGUGAAGCACAAGCUUCCUGCUGCAAAACUUGAUGUACAUAGGAAUAGGAGGCUGAAAGUGCCAGAUUGGUGGAGAUAGUGCUUGAAGCUUGCUGGUAUAAUACUGUACAUUUGUAUACAUAGGCAAAAAUCCCUUAAGGGGAACCCUGAAUUGAGCAAAGAUAGCGACAAUCACGGCAUCAGGAUUAUUGGAACAGUUUUAACACUAGUUGAACAUUUCUUUUAAGAUUUCUUUUUUAUCUUUUCCCUGUGGAGACUGAAGGUUACUUGUUUUUUCCAAGGCAAAAUUACCUUAUCACCCCCCUAAA